This is a messenger RNA of Lagopus muta (rock ptarmigan), 3433 nucleotides long. RefSeq names its product musashi RNA binding protein 2 (gene MSI2). The coding region runs from base 66 to 833 and encodes 255 amino acids. The transcript has 11 exons. Gene Ontology annotation, molecular function: RNA binding. Gene Ontology annotation, cellular component: cytoplasm. Lineage: Eukaryota; Metazoa; Chordata; Aves; Galliformes; Phasianidae. The record is from RefSeq and is a predicted model, not a curated record.
GGCGGCGAGCGGGGCGGGGGGGGGGGGUCUCGCUCGGCGCGGAUCGCUGCGGGCUCCGCGCGGCCAUGGAGGCGGACGGGAGCCAGGCGACCUCGGGCGGCCCCGGCGAGGCGCAGCACGACCCCGGCAAGAUGUUCAUCGGCGGCCUCAGCUGGCAGACCUCCCCAGACAGCCUGCGCGACUAUUUCAGCAAAUUCGGGGAGAUCCGGGAGUGCAUGGUCAUGCGGGACCCCACCACCAAGCGCUCCAGAGGCUUCGGCUUCGUGACGUUCGCGGACCCGGGCAGCGUGGACAAGGUGCUGGCCCAGCCGCACCACGAGCUGGACUCCAAGACGAUUGACCCUAAAGUUGCAUUUCCCCGACGAGCACAGCCUAAGAUGGUCACAAGAACAAAGAAAAUAUUUGUAGGUGGAUUAUCGGCUAAUACAGUAGUGGAAGACGUAAAGCAAUACUUUGAGCAGUUUGGCAAGGUAGAGGACGCCAUGCUUAUGUUUGACAAGACGACCAACAGGCAUAGAGGAUUUGGUUUCGUUACUUUUGAAAAUGAAGAUGUGGUGGAAAAAGUCUGCGAAAUCCACUUCCACGAAAUCAAUAAUAAAAUGGUAGAAUGUAAGAAAGCACAACCUAAAGAAGUGAUGUUUCCACCAGGGACGAGAGGAAGGGCGCGCGGAUUGCCGUACACCAUGGACGCUUUCAUGCUGGGGAUGGGAAUGUUGGGUUACCCGAAUUUUGUCGCGACAUAUGGCCGAGGAUAUCCUGGAUUUGCCCCAAGUUACAGCUAUCAGUUUCCAGACUAUUUGCCGAUUUCACAAGACAUAAUUUUUAUCAACUAGUUCUUAAAGAUGCAUAACAAAUUAAUCGGGGUUUACUACAGUGCUAAUGAGAGAGAGAGACAGACAAAGCCUGGGUGGUCCAUGUUAAUAUCAAUGUCCACUGAGAAAUUGCUGCUCUUGCUGGCUGGUUUGAUUGAAUGGACUUUUUACUUUAUUUUUUUAAAGGCUCCAUAUCCUCACUGCUUUGAGUUUUGCUUUUUAUUAUCUUUUUUUUAAUUUUGUUAUUUUUUCCCUCUGCUUUGUUAUGAGUUUUUAAUGCCCACUUGGAAUGUAACUCACAGGGAUGGGGAGAGGGGCAUUACGAAGGCAUGACUUCUCACAAACUUCUUAAGCAUAAUUCUGACCAGGGAGCGAAAACAACGGUUGGCCUCACAGCCGGCCCCAGAGGGAUGCUGGCACUUUGUUCAGCAGCACAAGUCGAGAGCGGAGCGAGGCCGCCGUCUCCUCUUGCUGGGGUUCCAAUGGAUCAGGGUUGGAUUGUCCCCAGCGAGUUCCUCUCACACUGCAGCACCCACCCAUGGCCGUGCCUGGCUGUGCUUGGGGCGGCUCUGCCUGGGGCAGCUGCUGCCUCGGGGUUGGGGUCGGUGGCUUCUGUGUGGCCACCACUGAACUGCAGCGUCCCCCCCUCAGUGCCAUCCCCUCAAUGCCAUCCCCCCGCCUCCUGCAGCGGGCGAUGCUUCCACCUCCUGCAAUUGCUUUUGCUUGCAAAUUGUGAGCAGGUUGCUUAAAUUUGGGCAGGAGGGGCUUUUGCUGUGCUGCUUUCAGCUGUGCUGCACCUCUCAAUCUCCACCCAACUGCCCGAACUGCAAACCGGUGAUCUGCUGCUGUCCAUUGGCUCCGCUUUAACAAGACCAGAUUCUGCUGGUUUGGGUAGAAAACACACAUGGUAUCUUUUUUUUAAGUGUUUCUACCUACCUUAUAAGUUUGUGAGAAGUAAAUUGCAUGCUUACAGUAGAACUGUAAUGCAUUUUAAUGUUUGUUAAUCCACUUGUUUAAAAUGUCGGUGUCAAAGGCUCUGCGAUACACGGCUGUGCUGUUCAUUUCAUUAAAGAUGCUUGAUGUAACGAUUGGUUAGUUUCCUUUUUACUUUUCUGCAGGCAAUAGCUUUUUUAAUCUGUAUGGCUUCUUAUUAUUUUGUUUGGUUUUUUGUUUUUUUUUUUUGCUAUGAAUUGCUUUGCUUUUGUGAACUUGUCUUAGUGUGCAUGAUUUGCAAACAUUUCGGCUAUUGUGAAUUUUCUCAUUUUUUGUAAAUAGUCCAUCUGUGCUUUUUUUUUUUUUAAUGACUUUUAUCCUGUAAGUAACUGAGGUAGAAAAUAAUAAUAAAUUGUUUACAACGGAUGUGCUGUGUUGCUGCUCUCUUAGCUUUGCAGAUUUAAUAUUUUGGUUUGGAUGCACCAAAUAACCAGUACCAAUGACAGCUUAAUAAAAGAAUGACACCACCACCACUCCCAGCACGUGAGCCACUCUUGGAAGAGCCUGCAGACGAAUGGUUACGUAUGAGGUGUGUUGGCAGCAAAAAUUAAAACAAAAGCAAUGACAGAGCACUCAUAGCUGGGGGAGAGCGGUGUCUGCCCGUAAGGUUGCAGCAUUCCCAGCAGUGACCGAGGUGGGUUUGAGCACCAAACUGUAGCUGUGGUAGAAAUCCCUGUCCAGCACUGGUGAGCAGGAGGCUCUUUGCUGUUUGGAAAUGGAAGGGACGGUGGGGGCAGUGUCAUGGCAGAAGGUCCUGUGCUGCAAUGGCAGCAUUUGCCCCAAGUGGUGCUGCAGAAUGCAGAGCUGCCAUCGCUGUGGGUGUCACUGUGAGCCCAUCUGCUGUCACUGCCCGGGUGCUGGAGGAUGUCAGAGUUGCUUAGAAGCCUUCAGCUCAGGAAUUUAAAUUUCUUUUUAAUUCAGGGUUUGUUUGCUUGUGUGUUUGUUAAAGUUUAUUAAAGCCUUUGUAUGUGGGAAGAGGUGGGAAAGCCAGAUAUUAUCACAAACUUUCCUGAGCUCCCGUAAGAACACUUGCACCUUAAUAACCCAUAAUCUGCAAAGCCUGGAGCCUGGUUCUGCGUUGUGCUCCUGCUGCAGACACACAGUGUGAGGGAGCUGAGUCUGAACGGGGACUUUCCAUUAUUAUGAGAAUAUUUAAAACCAAGCCAACUUUCUGCUAAUGUACAGAGUUCAGUUCGGUUUCUUUCCUGAUAGCAGUUGCACACUGCUCACUCAUCAGCAGUUGACUCUGAGUAGGAUGGUGUCCUUCCCUAAAAGUUACUUCGUGAUGCUUACCUGAUAGGUGUGGUAGCUGCUUUCUGGGUCAAGAAAAAGAGCUGGUACCAGAGGCAAAGGUAACGAUUAUAGUAAUGACAUGCUUAAGGCUUCUUUUGUAUUGUCUGAAAGAAAGGGCAGCUUCCUUCCUUACCUCUUUCUGGUGCUGAGGACAUUCAGCGGUGCUACAAAGCUGUGAGCUGGCUUUGUUCCUGCAGGUCUCUUGGUUCCCCGCUCCUUUUUAAGUAAUCUAAGAGAAGUGCAGUAAGACUGGGAGGAAACGAGCAUGUCCAUAGUUUCACCUGGUGCGGUGCUGGGUACGGCCUGGCCAGGCUGGGAGCAGGAUGUUCGCUCAG